AUGCACGAAGAGGAUGGACACGCGGAAAUGCUCAAAAAUUACGUCAGGGAAGGAAAAAAAAAAAUCUGGCACAAAAGUGAAAAAUGUAGAAACAUCCCCUACUGCGUCAACUACGACGUUCUGCUAAGAAAUAGCAAAGAGGAACAAUACAUAGACCUUAACCUGGAGGUUAACUACAACUUGGAGGAAUUAUUAGCUUACAAGGAGAAUAUAAAAAAAUGUUUUCAUGAGAAUAGUGGGUUGAGUAAAAACAAUCUGCGGGGGAAUCGGGGUUACCAUUACGACGAUGGAUAUGGACAUGGACAUGGCCACAUUUGCGCGGCGGGUGGAAUUUCCCCCUUUUGUUAUGACUCAGGGGGUGGGAAAAAAGGUGCAUGUAAUAAACCAGACAGAGCAAAAAAACAACUAUAUCGAAAUAGCGAAUAUACCGAUGAGGGUCACACAUCCGACUCAAGCAACAGCUAUUGCUCGAACGUAACGGACAGUUCUGCAGAGUAUGAAAAAACGAAUGGCAUGAAUUUUUCCCAACGUAUCACCUAUGACAGCACCAUUUUGGAGGAAAAAGUAAAUUUGUUUGACACUGUGUUAGCCCCAAAGGGAGUCAAAAAAAAUAUUAAAGGGGGAAAAAAUAAUUCUGUGUGCCCUCCAUGGGCUGCCAUAAGUGGGGACAACACAAAUAUAGACGACUCCUACGUCAGGACUGAGCUAAGUUAUGAAGACAGGGAGUGCACACAGGACGGGGGUACAUUCCCUUUCCACGGGAGGGAAAAUUCGAAAGGGCCGUUCCCCUCGAUGAACCUGCAUGGACACCCACUGACCAACUUAAAAUUUCACAAAAAAUAUUCCAACCCAGUUAGCCAAAAAGUAGAAGAAGAAAUCCUCCAAAAAUAUGAAAAAAUAAUAAAAAUCAUGAAGUACUUAAGAAGAAUAAAAAAUAAAUACCCUCAAAUAGAAGCAACAAUUUCCAUACUGUCCAAUCAUAUUAAAAAUGUCACCUUCAAUUGCGAGAAAAUGUUUAAUUCAAGACAAGAGAUGAAUGACUUUUUAAAGAAAAUUUAUAUUUACCAGAUUUACCUCCUCAAAAAAGUCGUUUUUAAAAACCCGAGGGACAGAAGGAGUGGAGAUUCCUUCAAGGGCAGCUUUGAAGCUACGUCGCUGGAGGGGGCACACCUGGGCUCGAAGGACCGCCCAAGCUUUAGAGACUAUUCGGAAAUCCCCGAAGGUAUUAAUAGGGAUGCCCACUUCAUGUUCCAACACUUGAAAGAAAACAGACCUGUAAAUUCUACAAAAGGGGUGCCACAAGAAAAUGUGGACGAUGAAGGAUGGGUUAAUUUUAGUAGCGUGAGAAAACAUAAAGGAAGAACACGUAACCAUUUAAGCAAAGAGAUACAAAGAAUGGGCGAUGCAAAGAAGGAAAAGGAAAUAGACACCAGCUUUACUGAAGAAAGCGCAGAAAAUAACAUGUACAAAAAGGGAAAGGGAAAAAAUAGGAGUAAAUAUAAAAGUAGUGGUUCAUUUAGGGGAGAGGAAGGAACAACACAGGACGAUGAUCCGUUUCUGAGUGAAGCAAACUCGACCUACUGCUUCACCAAUCUGUAUGCAGACGAUGCAGAUAAGACGUCCGCCUACUACGAUAACCUGAGGCAUACAUAUAGGGAAGCCCUGAAAAAACAUAUGCACAAAAAUGGGGAAAAUUUCAAAAGCGGAAAGAAUAAAAAACAAAGUAGAAUAAAAAAGGAGCACAUCCUAGAGAACGAUUCGUUGAACCAUAAAAAUGCCUAUCGGAGGAGCGAAAAUUUUACCAUGUCGGAUGAGGCAUAUGUACUGCCUGAAAACGAAUCCGUAAGAGAAGAGACAAACAAACAACCACAAGGCUGGGGGAAUAAACGGGAUGUUCCAUUUAACACACAAUUGGUAGAAUACGAAUCGAAAAAAGGAGACUGCGGGCAACUUUAUAAGUGUAUCCCCCAAGACAGUGCAAACAAAAAUGAAUACAGGGGGAGAAGCACCUUAAGUGACGCAUUUAAAAACGAUUAUUUAAACGUUUUAGAUGUGCAGAAAUAUGGGCCCAAAGGUGGGCCCCCAUAUGAGCCAUCCCUAAACGCGCUUAAUUUAGCAAGGAGUAAAACGCCCCCGUGGAGAAGUUCAUCGAAAGGGGAAAUGGACACAAAAAACCCUGCAGGCAAGGAGAAGAACAACCAAAAGACACUUGUUCUCUUUUAUGAUAUAAAUAAAGAGCUAAGUGCCAUCUCGAACAGGGACUCCGUCAUACACGCGCUGAAACAUGCGCUUCUAAACAAGCCCCACAACUUCAACGCCCUACAAAACUUUCUAUUCAAAAUAAACGUAGAGCUGGUGGAGUACAAAAACUUCAUCCUGCUGCUAACUCGGAACAUAAAGAAGCCACACCUGGAAGCCCUCUAUGGCUUGAACGAUUUUUCGGUGUUUGAAAAGGUAUACGGGAAGAAGGUGGCGCCCCGAUUUUUGGUCUCCAAUAAGGUUAAAAGUUUUUACAAGUAUGAUACAUUCUACAGAACAUUUAAGGAACUCACAAAUGUGCGUGAUUUCAGUGGGAUAACUGACGCAGUGGAGUUAAUUUAG
Plasmodium coatneyi is the source of this 2601-nucleotide messenger RNA. RefSeq lists its product as uncharacterized. The transcript has 6 exons. The record is from RefSeq and is a predicted model, not a curated record. NCBI's taxonomy places the organism in Eukaryota, Apicomplexa, Aconoidasida, Haemosporida, Plasmodiidae. Gene Ontology annotation, molecular function: microtubule binding. The coding region runs from base 1 to 2601 and encodes 866 amino acids.